AUGGAGACCACUCAGCAGAUUUUUGGGGUCCAGGAAUUGUACCGCCCCGCUGAUGGGAACGCAGAGGUAGACAUUGUUGCCGUUCAUGGGCUCAACGGCAAUGCUAUGAUGACAUGGACAGCACGCGCAGAGAAUAUUUGCUGGUUAAAUCAUCCAGAAUUCUUGCCAAAAUAUAUUCGAAAUGCCCGCGUUCUCGUUUGGGGAUAUAAUGCGAACGUGUCGUCCAUCACGGGAGCAACUAGCUCGAACCGGAUUCUCCAACAUGCUCAAACCCUUGUGCAUCAACUUGAAGCAGAUAGAGAUCUAGAAAAUGCGAGUACAAGACCUAUAAUCUUCUUAUGUCACUCACUAGGAGGCAUCAUAGUUAAGAGGGCCAUAGCUUAUUCUGCUAGCCGGAAAGCCCCGAAGUUAGCACAUAUCCAAUCUAUCUAUACAAGUACCUCUGCAAUCCUCUUUUUCGGCACGCCACACCACGGGUCCAGCAAAGCUCGGCUCCUGGGAAACCUACAAAAGUUCGUCCGCCUCGCUAUGCCAAGCAAUGUCGCCAAUUUUGAGAACAGCCUUGUAGAUGCGCUCAAAGAACAGUCCGAAAUCCUUCAGAAUAUUAACGACCAGUUUGUCCCCCUUAUGGCUGAGUUUCGUAUCUACUUCUUCUGGGAGCAGGAGAAAACGGAUCUAAAGUACGCCAAGGAAUAUGUCGUUGAGGAAUUCAGCGCCGCACCGAUCCUAGACAAUACGGAGAGAUGUGGGAUUGCUGCAGAUCACAGGGGGAUGUGCAAAUUUAACAACAAUUGCUCACAAGGCUUCCGAACCGCAAUAUCUGCGCUUCGAAGGUACGCUCGAGAGGCUCCCGAGGUGGUCCGCGUAAGACACAAGAGGGCAAUGAAAGCGUUACAAGAAAACCAGAUGUAUCAAGCUGCUGAUGUUUUGAGAGGCAUUGAGCUUGAACGUCCCAGUCCGUGGUUCGUUGCCUUGGAUAGAACCGACACACCCCAUCUACGACCGGGGUCUCAUGUUUUAGAGGGACAAUGA
Messenger RNA from Aspergillus chevalieri, 1032 nucleotides. RefSeq names its product esterase/lipase family protein. Lineage: Eukaryota; Fungi; Ascomycota; Eurotiomycetes; Eurotiales; Aspergillaceae. The transcript has 4 exons. The coding region runs from base 1 to 1032 and encodes 343 amino acids. The record is from RefSeq and is a predicted model, not a curated record.